AGGAUGGGAAAGCAGCGUUUGCUCAGGAUUGUAGAGGUAGAAGACACGAGCAAAGUAUAAUGAACGUAGAGGAGAGAUAUUUAAAUUGAAGUAUCGAUUCAAUUACAAUUGUAUCGAUCUGAUACCAAUACCAGUGUUGGCAUCGAUACUAUCGAUAUUUAGAUCGAUCCGCCCACCCCUAGUUCUCCGACUGUGACGUAGAUUUCGAACGAGGAAGUAGUUGUGUCUGUGUUUACAUCUCGUAAAAAUCAUCAGAACCGCUGCUCAGGGCGAUGGGAAACACUGACAGUGUUAUAGUGCAGAAGCGCCUGUCUCAUUUUCGUCCAGAUGAAAGGCCUGUUAUCGAAGGGGUAUUUGAUCGACUUCUUGGGGCUGCCCCAGCUACAUCUGGAAAAACAGCGAAGGUUUUAUCCCUAGGCAUGUUAAAUGUGACUAUGGGAAAGAUGGCGUCAGAAUCAAUGAUAAAGAGAGUAUUCCAGGGCAUACAGAGUAUUGAUCCUGGUGUCCCGCUGCCAUCUGAUGGUGGGGUUUGUCGAGAACAGUUGGUGAUAUUCCUGGCGGAUAUUCUUCGGGGGACCGCUGAGGAGCGUGCACCUUUGGUAUUAGCAAUGGCAGGGGGUGAAAAAGCUGCUGCCGCCACAGCUGAGCAGAUCAGAGGUUUUGUGGAAGACCUGGUGUCGUCUACAGUACAGACUCUAGCUCACAGGGGACAUCUCAGAGGUUGGCAACCAGAUCGUAUGGGUGAUUGCCCACAAGGCGUUAAGUCGCUGGCAGAACAGUUGACCUCUGAAAUAAAAUCUUCAGAUCAGAACGCGUGUGACGUUCCUUGUCUGGAAGACUGGUUCUUCCGUAUCCCGACAAUGGCUGUGUUUUUGGAGCUUCUAAUUGGUGAGGGGCUAGGGGUCGGGCUGCCCUCUCAUCCUCCUCCGACUCUGUUGCCUCAGUGUCAGUGUGUGCCCUGGAGUGAUCUCCGCUGUCUUUUGAAUCUGCCUCUUCUGAUGUUCCUGUCACCUCAGCUUCCUGCAGGUCACAGUGCCCCCUGGAGGUUGUUAUUCUCCACGAACAUACAUGGAGAAAGCUUCACUCGACUGGUGGGUAACUGCAAAGGUCGAGGUCCCACAGUUUUGUUGAUGAAGGACACUAAAGGCCAUAUCUUCGGUGGCUUUGCUUCUCAAAGCUGGGAGGUCAAACCUCAAUUUCAGGGCGAUUCUAGGUGCUUCCUCUUUUCUGUGUUCCCUUUCAUGAGAGUGUUCACCUAUACAGGCUACAACGAUCAUUACAUGUACUUGAACCAGGGCCAGCAGACUAUGCCUAAUGGCUUGGGUAUGGGUGGUCAGCAUGGCUAUUUUGGGUUGUGGCUGGACUUUGACUUUGGCCAUGGCCACAGUAGGGCUCGACCACGUUGUACAACAUAUGGGAGCCCUCAGCUCUCAGGAGAUGAGGACUUUAAACUCGACACCCUGGAGGUGUGGGGAGUUGGUCAGCCACCUGAAGAACAGGAUCAGGAUGAGAAUAAGAAAAGCAUUCUAGAUGCAGAUCCUGAAACUCAGGCCAUGAUAGAAAUGACAGGAAAGACACUGCACAGCCAAGGCCUUCGAGAACCUGAGGAGGACGACUGACAGUGAAGAAGAUGUGGAUGUUUGUCGACGGAAGCAAACCAGAACUUCUUGUCUGUUUUAACAGUGUAGCUUUUAUGUAAAUAUGCAAAAGCUAGGAGCCGGUUUCCUGCCUUCUCUGAAAUAUUAAAAUGUGGACACAAAGAUGCUCUGUGCACACUGAUUGUGACAACAGUUCUCAUUUAAUAUCUGCAUUAAACUUUAUAUGAGGUG
Molecule: messenger RNA, 1829 nt
Organism: Misgurnus anguillicaudatus (oriental weatherfish)
Lineage: Eukaryota; Metazoa; Chordata; Actinopteri; Cypriniformes; Cobitidae
Gene: meak7
Product: MTOR associated protein, eak-7 homolog
Biological process (GO): TOR signaling; response to oxidative stress
Cellular component (GO): nucleus
Source: RefSeq, a predicted model, not a curated record